Molecule: messenger RNA, 2127 nt
Organism: Colletotrichum gloeosporioides
Lineage: Eukaryota; Fungi; Ascomycota; Sordariomycetes; Glomerellales; Glomerellaceae
Exons: 3
Biological process (GO): positive regulation of transcription by RNA polymerase II; meiotic cell cycle
Cellular component (GO): nuclear chromosome
Molecular function (GO): DNA-binding transcription factor activity; DNA binding
Source: RefSeq, a predicted model, not a curated record
CAGCAGUUGUCGUGUCAGGCUUCCAACGCUCUGCUUUGCUUUACUUCCAUUUGCCUUGCACACUACUCUCUCCUUGGAGGGGGAGAAGACACUCGGGCUGACGGGAACAUCAGAUACGAACACAACGUCAAUGCUCCUCUGUCGACGAUCGAAGGCCCUCCACAACAGCCGACGGCGCUCUUAAAUCUGUUCAAUCCACCUAUAACCACCACCACUCCGUACUCCACUGACAGCGGCUUCUACCACACUGCUGCCUCUCACGUUUUUCCCAGCCUGGAUGUCAGGCCGCGCCUGGGCUCAAAGAUUGCGUCUAUCCAGACGAGACGGACGGCCUCUAUGCCCUCUAGCUCUAGCUUUAGACAAAUCAUGGCCAAACUCCCAGACUUACCUGACAGUAGCACCUCUUCGACGGGCAUGCACCGCUCCACAGCAUUACCCCAUCCUGGCACACAAAUCAGUGUGAGAGACCAGUAUACUUCCGCGACACCAUCUUUCAGGAGGGUCUCGGAACAUCAACCCAGAUCUCCAUCUUACCCAACCGCUUUGCGCCGCCAUCCCAUAUCUCCAACUUCAAGCCCGAUUACCGGUUUCACCGCACCGACUGCCUUGAGGAUGGAUGCCGCCGGCCAUUAUCCUCCGUCCUCUUCCAGGACACCCAUGAGCGUGCCUCCGCUGAGCCCCAUCACGCCCCUGGGCAUCCUCCAAUAUUCCGAUGGAGGAGUCGUCAAGAUCGACAUACAUGGUAACAUCGACAAAGGCUUCUUCCAGUCUGACGGCGACUGGACUUGCUACAGGAGGAACUACUUCUCCUGUAUUUGCUCCUUCAGCCUGACCCCCCACUAUCCCGGCCAGCCGCUGCAAUUCACUCUGUCCGGGUCCACGCAGCCUUACAACGUCAUCGGCUUCGCAAUGUCUAUCUCGGCUGUCGUUGCAGAGAACGACUCCCACGUAAUCGAACUGGUUCAGCACACGCCUAAGAGAGACAAGGGCCCAAUCGCGAAACCCGAGAAAGUGCGCCUUCAUCCCAAGUACCCUCACCAAGCGCAUCCCCUCGGGCUAUACCCUCAUGACACCAGCCUUGGGGGGCCAUCCAGAAUCGGCGGCGGCUUCGCAGACGGCGGAAGUUUCCCAGGUGCCCAGCAGGGGGGCGACUCGUUCCAAACGGAGCACACCUUUGAGCGCAUUCAGUUCAAGCAGGCGACUGCAAACAACGGGAAGAGGAGAGCUGCUCAACAGUAUUACCAUCUGCUGAUUGAACUUUGGGCGGAUGUAGGCCAGGGACCCGAUAACCUCGUCAGGGUCGCGUACCGAAAGUCCGCCAAGAUGAUUGUGCGCGGUCGUUCACCAGGACACUACCAGGCCGAAAGGCGCGCCAGCACAAGCAGCGGGCCAGGUGGAUCGGGCGGCAGCAUAUCCGGCUACCCGAACAACACAAUUCUCGGAUCGGAAUACUCUGGAGGAGGAGCGGGAAUGGCAAAUUGCUACGGAGGAGGCUACGACACACGCGGUAGUCAGUACGGAGCACGCCACCAUACCGAGCUCGAACCUAUGAUCCCUCCCGAGGACGCCAAAGCCAUCGAUACAGCCAAGGAGUACCGUUACUACCCCGGUGCUAUCUACGAGCCACCCGAGUCGGCAGGAGGAGUGGAGAUGUUUCAAAGCCACCAAAGUCGGCAGGAUCACAUGCCGCACCUGGCUUCGCAAUACGAUCCACUCCACGAUAGGGUCAAGCGUGAUCCCGAGAAUGGAAUGCUGCCAAGCAUCUUCCAGCCCGGACCGCUCAUGUCGAAUCAGCGCUGCGGUCCGUACGAGGGCAAACCUACAUCAACAGGCUACUACCCGACAAUGGUUCCCCAGUCUGGAUACGAAAAAAUGGGUCGAACGAAGAAUGAUGGCAAACAGUUGCUCUACUCUCCUGCAUUCUUCUGGAUUUUGUUCUCUGGAGAAAUAUUCACAACAAUUGGCAUAAACUCGACGGCGAGAAUCUUGGCGCAUGGAAAUAGUAUGGAGACUUCAUUUGGGACGACGCGAUAUCCGAACGAGACAGGUUGCAUGUUGGAAGACUCAGACAACCUAGUGAAGAAACAAGGGUUAUGGCGAACCGGCGCGUGGGAUACAGAAAGAUAA